AUGUCCGCCUCGGUGGGCCCUCGGGGCGGCCCGCGGCCCCCCGCCGCGCCGGCCAUCCCGGAGCCGGACCUGAGCCAUUUGACGGAGGAGGAGAGGAAGAUCAUCAUGGCUGUGCUGGCUCGGCAGCGGGAGGAGGAGGCGAAGGAAGAGGCCAUGUUAAAAGAAGAGAAGCCUAUUCAAGCGAGAAUGGUGAACCUGGUUGGGCAGAAGAAGCCUUCACAGCAAAACGACGUCAGGGGUAUCCAGCAGCAGUUGUCCAGCUACAGGGAGACGGUGGUGCGUCAGGCCACGGCUGCGGCGGGGGCGGGCACGCACCGGGACGAUGCGCCGACCUGCGGCAUCUGCCACAAGACCAAGUUUGCCAAUGGCUGCGGAAACCUCUGCUCGUACUGUCAGACCAAGUUCUGUGCCCGCUGUGGAGGGCGAGUCUCCCUGCGCUCCAACACGGAGGACAAGGUGGUUAUCUGGGUUUGUAAUAAUUGCCGCAAGCAGCAGGAGAUCCUGACCAAGCCAGGCGAGUGGUUCUCGGGUCCAGCUGGGAAGACCACCACCGGCCUUGACUCGGCUGUCAGUGAACCAUCCAUGUGCCUGACCAAUGGGAGCAAGAAUCUCCAAACUCGGUCCCAGGCCCAGACAACACCCCACGACCCCAUCCGGACCGGUGCACCCGGGACCGUGUCUGGGGCCGACCUCCGCUCACGCAGCGAACCACCAAGAGAUGCGAACAACGGACGGGGUGGCGGCGGAGUGGGUCGAGGGGAGCGUCAACCAGGCCAGCCCAGACUCCAGACCCAAGUAUCCAUGGACCGCGACCUCCGCGGGGACUCCAGAGAGCGCAGGGAGGGUCGACGGCUGACCAAAGGACGCUCCCUGGACCAUGACCCUGUUGGAGGAGAAGGGGUACGACAGACAGAGGUAGGGGGCUACCAACAUGUGGCCCUCAGUGGACCCCUUCCCCGCCAACACCAGGGCCAGCUGCAUCAAACAGGUGCUGUUCCUCCGGGAGGUCGGGGCAAUACACCGCUCGCCCAGGGCAGGUGUGCUGGUGCGGGGGGUGAGGUUGGAGUCGAGGGCAGAGUCUCAGGCCCAGGGAUUCGGCCCGGUCCUGACGGCAGACAGGGACAAAGGACAGCGGGUGUGGUUGGCGGGCCCCAUGAGCACCCCCCUUUGCAGCAAGUCCCCCCCGCUGAACUGCGAGAGCCCCCGCCUGGAUCAGGGCCAGCUGCUGCUCCUGGCCAGGGGGCAGCAAUGAGACGGACCAAACGGGAAAAGGCCGAGAGCAUGCUGCGCAAUGAUUCGCUGAGCUCGGACCAGUCGGAAUCAUUGCGCCCACCCCCGCCAAAGCCCUACAAGACGAAGCGAGGGAUGGGGGUAGGGGGAAAAAGGCAGACCAGUGUCAGCAGCUCAGAGGAGGAGGGUGGGACCACGCCAGAGUACAGCAGCUGUGAUGAUGCCGAGAUUGAAAGUGUCAGUGAGAGAGGCGACUGGGAGUGCUAUCCACAUGACCCCGCUGUAUGGCACCACCCGGUGACCUGGCAGCCGUCCAAAGAAGGAGACCAUCUGAUUGGACGAAUCACUCUCAGCAAAAGGAGCGCCGCCAUGCCCAAAGAGGCCGGGGCGCUGCUGGGACUUAAGGUGGUUGGGGGCAGGGUAACUGAGUCAGGAAGGUUGGGAGCCUUCAUCACCAAAGUGAAGAAGGGCAGCCUGGCUGAUGUGGUGGGCCAUCUGAGGGCAGGAGAUGAGGUUUUGCAGUGGAAUGGAAAGCUGCUACCUGGAGCGACCAUGAAGGAAGUUUACAAUAUCAUUUUGGAGUCCCAAGCUGACAUUCAGGUGGAACUAGUGGUAUCCAGGCCUAUUGGGGUGUGUAGAAAAUAUCAUGAUAUCCCACGAAUCCCCGACACGUCCCACCCUCCAUUAGAAUCUACAGGUUCCAGUUCCUUUGAGUCCCAGAAGAUGGAGAGACCAGCCAUAUCCAUCCUGUCUCCCUCCAGUCCCGGAAUGCUCCGAGACGCUCCACGGCUAAUGCCCGGAAAACUCUCUGUGAAGCUCUGGUAUGACAAGGUGGGUCACCAGCUAAUAAUCAACGUAGUGCAGGCUGUAGAACUGCCUCCUCGGCUAGACGGAAAGCCCCGGAACCCCUACAUCAAAAUGUAUUUCCUCCCGGACCGCAGCGACAAGAGUAAGCGGAGGACCAAGACAGUGAAGAAGAGCGGCGAGCCCAAGUGGAACCAGACGUUCGUCUACACCCAUGUCCAUCGCAGGGACUUCCGCAACCACAUGCUGGAGCUGACCGUCUGGGACCAGCCAAGGCUGCCGGAGGAGGACAGCAGCUUCAUGGGAGAGGUUCUGAUAGAGCUGGAGACGGCCUUACUGGAUGACAAACCUCACUGGUACCCCCUCCAGACCCACGACGUCUCCUCAAUACCCCUACCCCGACCCUCCCCGUACCUGCCCCGUAGACACACACACCCUGACACCCCCAGCAAGAAGCUGCAGCGUUCUCAGCGUGUAUCAGAGCCUGAGUUUGGUGAGGGUACACCAGUAGUAAACAAAGCAGCAGAUGGCCGUGGCCGGGAGAGACAGCGCGAGCCCUCAUCCAAACUAGAGGUACCAGAGCAGCAGCGGAGCAGCGGCUACCACCUGCGCUCACGCUCCGUGUCGCCGCACCGCGAGGAGCAGGGCCGCAUGCGCUCACGACCGCCCAACGUCCCCGCUCAAAGGAGUCUGGAUGAUGAGCUUCCUCAGAGUCGGCGGUCUCGCUCCCCGACACGCUACUAUGACUCUGGCAGAGGCCACCACCAAGAGGAAGAAUAUCUGGAUGACAGUGAGGUCAUCAUGAUCCACCAAUCAAUGCGGGGCAAAAGUGCUGAGUGCCUACAUACCAGAAGAUCUGCUAGGCGCAGUAACACACUUCCUCCCAGGAUGCCGCUCUUAUUCAAUGGCAUCCAUAAAGACAAGUACAGUGAUCUGCAGCCUUCUCUGGGAAGGGUUAGAAGUGCUAGCAUCAACUGUCUGACUCCAAACAAUCAUGUCCUCUCACCAGAGUCUGAAAGAAAACCGUUGUUCCGAUCUCUGCCCCUGAGACGUUCGGCCAGCCCCCGGAUUCUAAUUCAACAUGCCUCCCCCGAGGACGACAGGCAGCCUCGGAACCUGGAAACCCCUGAAUAUCAGACUCAUGGCAGGAAGCUCUCUGACAUUGGCAGGAGCCACCUCCAAAGUGGUGCGACUCUCACCUCCUCAGGGACGACCUCCUCCACCCGCAGAGUGAGGCAGCUCCCACAGGUUCCCACCAAGAGCAGCACUGUAGAACAAGCCCUGGUAGCGGAGGAACGUGUACGUCUGAGGGUCCAUUCCAACAGAGUGUCUACUACCACAACCUCCAGCCAACAGGACCUGCAGCAGGCCCUCAAAAAUAAACGGGAGCUCUACAAGGACCAGAGGAGGAGCUGUGAGAACGUAUCCCACAAGUCCUCAGACAGUGAUGUCAGUGAUGUAUCAGCCAUCUCUCGUACCAGCAGUGCCUCUCGCAUCAGUAGCACCAGCUACAUGUCCAUCCAGUCAGAAAGACCACGAGGGCGCUUCAGCCGGGCGAUGCGUGCCACGGGCCGUCACAUGAUGAAAAGCACGAGCGUAAGUGGUGAGAUCUAUGGCAUGGAGCAUGCCGAUGGCAGCCAAUCAGACACGGCGCUGGGCAGCCUGGGAGGCGGGAUCAAGAAGCGUCGCUCUAGCCUCAGCCAACGGGUAGUCGCCAUUCUGCCAUCGAGACGGAGCAGGAGCACCUCCCAACUCAGUCAGACAGAGGCGGCGGGUAAGGCGGCGGACAGGCAGAAAGUGGGCAAGAAGGCAGGUAAGGCCGGGGGCAGUAACAUCCAGAGGAGUGUGGAGACGGGCAUGGCGGUGGAGUAUCCGCGAGGAGGCACAGCCAUGAACCGGCAGGCCAGCAGAGAGUCCACGGAUGGAAGCAUGAACAGCUACUGCUCUGAGGGAAAUCUGAUCUUCUCAGGGAUGCGACUGGGUGCUGACAGUCAAUUCAGUGACUUCCUGGAUGGUUUGGGUCCCGCGCAGCUUGUUGGCCGACAGACACUGGCCACACCUGCCAUGGGAGAUGUUCAGAUCGGUUUGAUGGAUAAGAAAGGCCAGCUGGAGGUGGAGGUGAUCAGGGCACGAGGCCUUAUACCCAAACCAGGGUCCAAAUCCCUCCCAGCUCCCUAUGUCAAGGUGUACCUGCUGGAUAACGGAGCGUGUAAAGCCAAAAAGAAAACAAAGAUUGCACGGAAGACCCUGGAGCCUCUCUACCAGCAGCACCUUCUCUUCGAGGAGAGUCCCCAAGGCAAGGUGCUCCAGGUAAUAGUGUGGGGCGACUACGGGCGAUUGGACCACAAAUGCUUCAUGGGCGUAGCACAGAUCCUAUUGGAGGAGCUGGACCUCUCCAGCACAGUGAUUGGCUGGUACAAACUGUUCCCCCCUUCCUCGUUGGUGGACCCUACGUUAGCUCCGCUCACGCGGCUGGCGUCCCAAACGUCACUGGACAGCUCAGGACCGCCCCCGGGUGUACGAUCCUAGUGACUGACAGGCGACUGCUCCCCCACCCACCCACCCAACCCAAAAACAAUGGACCACAGCUAUUGGAUCACAAUUGAGCGGAUGUGCAUGAACACAUGCCGCGGGACGAGCAGACGCCUACAAUCAACCAAUAAAAAAGCCAGACGGAGAGCGAGAGAGAGAGAGAGACAGAUAGAUAGUGACAAAGAGACAGAACUAGCCAAUCAGAGCUUAGCUGGAGUCUGACAAUCACUUCUCAUUCCUUCCUUCUUCUUCCUCCUACAUCUCCUCGUUUUCAAACCUUUCUUUUCCCCUCCUCUGGGCUGUAGCAAGCAUUUGCUCCGUCCAGCAACAUCCACUCUAUCACCUUCUCUUCUCCUCCCUCACUGCUCUUUCUUUCUUUCUUUCUUUCUUGUGCAGCCCACCCUAUUGACCAACGAAACGGAGUCCCCCACACGGGAGUCCUCCUAGCCAAUCAGAUUAGAGCUUAUUGCUUGGCCAUAGGCAUGAGUGUACAAAUGACGCGGGGUUUUAGCCAAUAGCAAACUGUGACAGCUGCUCCGUCACGUCGUCGUUUUGGCUGCGGCGUCUCUUCCAGUUGUCCCGGUUGCGGCAGUGCCCCUGUGGGUGUGCAUGGAGAGCGGCGGUGGGCAUGGUUAUCGCGAUCUAUGAGCGAAGGGGAUCCUGCACGUGCACGUGCGAAUUUUCUAGCCUUGUCACGAGGUGAAAGCAAGCACAAGAAAAGCUUGACUCCUUAAUCCAGAAGGAGGCAAAACGUUUUUGCUCUUUGUCCAAAAAAAAAGGAAAAAAAAGAAAAAAAGAAGAAUAAAUAGAGGCCAAAUUAACAGUUUGCUUUUUAUUUUUUUAUUUUGAAUCCAUUUGAGUUUCUUCUCUCUGUUUUGCCUCAGAAUGGCACCGCAAGGUGCAGCCACAAGGUGCAGACGCCCUGUAUGUGUGCGUGUGUGCGUGCGUGAGUGCGUGUUUGAUUUUCGAGCGACGGCGGGCGGCCCAGUCACGGCCGUUCGAAUGACCUUUGCACCCCCACCCCCCUCAAACUCCCCCUGUGAGAGGGAGCAGCAUGACUCGGGGACCCCCUGGCCCCAAGCUGCAUGCACGGUUUUUUUUUUUGUUUGUUUUUGUUUGUUUUUUGUUUUGUUCUCUUUUGUAAAACAAAGAUGAGACAAAUUAACGAAGAAUCCUAAAAAAGAAAAAGGAAAAAAAAGAGACUAGACUGUGUGUUAGUUCCACAUACUUUUAGGCCAGCUUGUAUGUUGCAUGUACUUGUACAGUUUGCUCGUACUGAAUAUGAAUACAAACUGAGAAAAGCCAAGCCAUCCCCGCCCCCUAAGCAGGGACGGACCAAUGGGGGAUCAACGCAGCCCAGGCCACGCCUACCACUCUGGGUCUAAACAUCCAUAUUAGGAAGUCUCUAAAAAGAUGUUUCUUUCUCGUUUUGUUUUGUUUUUGGGGUUUUUUUGUUUUGUUUUUUUGUUUUUUUUGUUUUGUUUUUUUUCCAAACCCUCGGAACAACAGUGCUGUCGUGUAGUCCAGAGCAUCCUCCGGCGCCGGCGGUGAGGAUGUAGGUGUCUAAACUGUAGUCUAACACAACGGGGGCUAGAGACAGAGAUAGAGAAUGUGUGUAUAACAGCUAAAUGUAUAGGAAGUAUUAUUUUGAGUUUGACAGAAAUUAUAAAGAUAUAGAUAUAUGAAUAUAAAAAGAGUGUAUCCGACUGUACACACCCAUCACCGAUGCCCACACAUGCACACCUUGUACAUAAAAGAAAAAAAAUCGGGAUGAACGGCUUGAACAUAGGCUACAAACAAACAAACAAACAAACAAAAAGUUCAACAUCGCCGGCACACAAACAUUCCUGGUCUGGCUCGCGGGGGUCCGUGUCCCGUCGACGUGCCGCUGAGCGGCGCUGGAGUCACACACGAGCUCCAACGGGCCUUUCACUCUCUCCCAAGUUGCAGCCAAAAACGAAAAGAGCUUAUCGGAACAAUUGUUUUCUUUACUGAACCCCUUUAACCGACUCCCACCCCCCCCCCCUUUUUUGUUUUUUUAACUUUCUUUCUUUCUUUCUUUGUGACUAAUGGUUUGGACUGGACUUUUAACGUCAACGAGAAAAAUCUGGUUUGCGGAUGUACUUGUCCGAAUGCUUCUGUUGAAACCCUUAGCGGUGUGGCCAACUGCCCUUUCCUUUGUCAGUAUUAACUCGAGGAAUACUGAUUGUUUACAGUUCAUGGCUCCCAGUCCUCCAUCCCAGACGAAAGACGAAGUAUUCACUGCAACAGUUCUUGUUUGUAUAACAGAUGUGGCUCUACUGAUGUGUAUGUUUUAUAUUCAAGAGUUCAUUUUUAUUAUUUACAAAUAAAAGACUGUGUGGAAUAAAAAAAAAAAACUAAAAAAAAAAAACAAACCAAAAAAAACAUGGGCUUUGGAAUGGAGUGGCCUCGAAUUAUUAACUCGGUGACCCCUGACCCUCACUUGAAACGUAGGCAUGGUUAAUGUUGAGAAUAAUGACGCACACC
This is a messenger RNA of Lampris incognitus (smalleye Pacific opah), 7074 nucleotides long. Its product is annotated as regulating synaptic membrane exocytosis protein 1-like. Gene Ontology annotation, molecular function: small GTPase binding; transmembrane transporter binding. NCBI's taxonomy places the organism in Eukaryota, Metazoa, Chordata, Actinopteri, Lampriformes, Lampridae. Gene Ontology annotation, cellular component: cytoskeleton of presynaptic active zone; presynaptic membrane. Gene Ontology annotation, biological process: regulation of membrane potential; positive regulation of synaptic transmission; regulation of synaptic plasticity. The record is from RefSeq and is a predicted model, not a curated record. The transcript is spliced from 34 exons. The coding region runs from base 1 to 4563 and encodes 1520 amino acids.